Molecule: messenger RNA, 933 nt
Organism: Magallana angulata
Lineage: Eukaryota; Metazoa; Mollusca; Bivalvia; Ostreida; Ostreidae
Product: ficolin-2-like
Exons: 6
Coding region: 31-894 (287 amino acids)
Source: RefSeq, a predicted model, not a curated record
UUGAUUGUUCUAGGUCGACAACAAUUCACAAUGUGGACACUUGUUGUUAUCACGAUGCUCAUGUUGGGUGUUGAUGCCAAGGGAAUCAAACUUCACCUCUCAGAUGAGAUGAAGUCCAUGUUGGAGAAAUCUAACUGGGACCACCAGGACACAGCUCUGUCCAUUCACGGUCCAAUGACUCUAGAUAUCCAGUCAAGCUUUAAACUAAAGAAGGGACAAGUCUUCCUUAAAUCACGGGUCCGUAGCAGAUACAAGGACUGUGCUGACAUAAAGAAACACAGACCGUCGAUUAGAGACGGGGUGUACACAAUUUACCCAACCCCGACGACAAAAAAGACAGCGUUCUGUGACAUGACCACUGAUGGAGGGGGGUGGACGGUAAUACAAAGGAGAAUAGACGGUAAAACAAACUUCUUCAGAAACUGGAAAGAUUACAAAAAUGGGUUUGGUCACGCUGAACACGAGUAUUGGUUGGGAAAUGACGCCAUUCAUGAAUUGACAAAAGAUAAGAAACAAAUUCUAAGAAUUGACUUGAUGAAAUUUUCGAGAGAAAAAGCUCACGCAUUAUAUUCAUCAUUUUUUGUGGAUAACGAGGCUAACAAAUACAAGCUGACCCUUGGGAGUUUUAACGGAACCAAGGGACUGGGAGAUAGUAUGCAGAAUUCCAACAACACAUAUUUUAGUACCAAAGAUAAGGAUCAUGAUCACUAUAAGGAAAAUUGUGCAGCAACCUUCAAUUCAGCAGGGUGGUUCAGUUCCACAUGUUUCUAUACCAAUUUGAAUGGAGAGUAUCGAAAAAACUCACGUGUCGAUGCAAAGGAAUUAUGUUGGUACCAUUGGGGAAACACUUGGAGGUCUCUGAAGUCAGCGAAAAUGAUGAUAAGGCAAUUGUAAAUAGACUUGUUGCGUCAAAUUAAUAAAGAAUUAAACCAA